Messenger RNA from Xyrauchen texanus (razorback sucker), 1178 nucleotides. RefSeq names its product spindle and kinetochore-associated protein 2-like. Gene Ontology annotation, biological process: cell division; chromosome segregation; mitotic cell cycle. Bases 25 to 705 code for a protein of 226 amino acids. The transcript has 7 exons. Gene Ontology annotation, molecular function: microtubule binding. NCBI's taxonomy places the organism in Eukaryota, Metazoa, Chordata, Actinopteri, Cypriniformes, Catostomidae. The record is from RefSeq and is a predicted model, not a curated record. Gene Ontology annotation, cellular component: spindle microtubule; outer kinetochore.
CUUCAGGAAUGUAAACUAUUCAACAUGGAGACAGUUGAUAAACUGGAGGCGAUGUUCCAGAAAGCAGAGGCUGAUAUAGAAUAUGUGGAAAAGCGGCUGAAAUUUGACUUCAUGACCAAUGCUCGAGAGGCUGGCUCAUUCGAGGGAAACCCAGUUCAGUUGUUGGAGAACUUGUCAGCUAUCAGAGCACGCCAUGCAGCCCUGUGUUCACAGGUGGAGGAGAUUGCGGCAGAACAGAAACAAUCCAUGGAUUCGAUACGAGCUCAUCUGGAUAACACUGUGCAGCUGGUUCAACAGCUGCAAAACACAGCGGAUAUAGAGGUUCCAGCACUAACAGAAGAAGAACAAGAAGCGAAAGAUUCUCUCUGCUCAUCUGUUGCUGCAUUGAGUGUAGAGACUGUGCCUACAUCAGAACCUCAAAGUCAAGCACAGUCUAAAUCACAGAGUGUGUGCGAAGAGGUGACUGAGGGGGCAUUUGAGACUGUCCCACGGAGCAUACGUGGUAACUUGAAGCUGAAUGACCUCAACACACUCUAUAAGCAGUUAUCCGAGUACUUCUCUGAAAGGAACAGAGGGCCAAUAAGCAUGCAAAGGAUGAAGAAGUUGAACAUGAAAGUCAGUGAUUCUGCAUUGAAGACCUUACAGCACUUUAAACUCAUUGAACUGGAUAAGAAAGGACUUGUUUCAUUGCUUUCACAAGACUAAAAAAUGGGGAUAAACUGGAGACUGUCUACUUUUAGGAAUGCAUUCCCCCACUUGAACAAGUGUAAAGCACAGAGGACUGGUAAACUUACAGAAAAUCCAAGAACUUCAGUAUAUGCGUCAAUAAGGAUUGCCUAUUUCAAGAAAUAUAAUUUCAUACCAGUGAAGAGAGGCAGCAAAUUCACUUUUACUGAAUAAACUUCAGUUUAGCUGUUUGUUUUGUCCCAUGUCUUCAGCAUAAUACUAUGCUGCUGUAUUAAAUGUUAUCAUGACCUCGUGUGGAAUCCUUAGAUUUAUAGAAAGAAGCUAAAUUGUCCAGCACAAGUUUCCUGCACUACUUUUGUAAAAGAACAGCUGUUUUUAAGUCAUUGCAGAUAGAAAAAUCCCUUGUGAAGAACACUGUAUUUUAAUGAAAUAUAGUAUAUUCUUUUUUUUUUUUAAUGGGUGACUUGUAAUUCCUUCAGUAUGCAAUAAAA